CUUCCCCCAUCCUACUCUACCCGCCAUGUUCUGGAGGAGGAGAUACGUGUAGCCUGGCUUGAGCUGCCUUGGCAUUAGCAACACAUAGCUAAGCGGAGGCGCAACAAGCUCCUUGGUCGCCCGAAAUAAGUAUUCUACUUUGAUUUUCCCACAAUUGCAAAGGGCGUAAAUCUUGUAUGGGUUUAUAUCCCAGGACUAAAAGUAGAACCUGACGCGACACAACAUAUAUGGUGAUGGCAUGGUCAUGUGUGCAGCCAGCACUGUGGGUGUGGAGAUGCUUUUAACAGAAUAUCUGGAGGAUUCGGGAACUCUGCACUGGCCUGGAGAAGCCUCAUAAACAAACACCAUAUCCACACCAGCACACACACGAAUAUUUAACAUACACACCCCACUGGUGUGUGUGUGUGUGUGACAAAGGACACAGACGCACGGACACAUAGUGCAAGCUUCCAUUGAAGUGGGCACACGUUCUAAAGGGACGCUUCAUUUUCUCUCCUGUAAUAGUGUAAUUUUCACUUGUCUGUCCCACCUCCACCGCCACCAUGCCGAGCUCCACCAUCCGCCGACAGAUGAAGAACAUGGUGAACAAUUACUCUGAUGCAGAGAAGAAAGUGAGAGAGGCCACUUCAAAUGACCCCUGGGGCCCGUCAUCUUCUCUCAUGUCUGAAAUCGCCGACCUCACCUACAACGUCGUGGCCUUCAGUGAAAUCAUGAGCAUGAUCUGGAAGCGGCUCAACGACCACGGCAAAAACUGGCGCCAUGUGUACAAGGCACUCACUCUGCUCGACUACCUGAUCAAGACAGGCUCAGAGCGAGUGGCCCUGCAAUGCAAAGAGAACAUCUUUGCCAUCCAGACCCUGAAGGACUUCCAGUACAUAGACAGAGAUGGCAAAGACCAGGGCAUCAAUGUCAGGGAGAAGAGUAAGCAGCUUGUGGUCCUACUUAAAGAUGAGGACCGCCUUAAAGGAGAAAGGUCUCAGGCUCUGAAGACCAAAGAACGCAUGGCCCAGGUGUCCACAGGGAGCAAUCAAAUGGGUUUUGGCCGAGGCUCAUCUCAGCCCAACCUCUCCACUUCAUACAGCGAAGAGUAUGGCAGGUCAGAGGGAUCGCCUGCCUCCUACCAUGGCUCCACGUCCCCCAAUGCUGGCUCGGAGCUGGAACAGGCCAGACCUCAGACUAGUGGAGAAGAGGAGCUACAGCUGCAAUUGGCUCUAGCCAUGAGCAGAGAGGCUGCAGAACAGGAGGAGCGCAUACGCAGAGGGGAUGACCUGAGAUUACAGAUGGCAUUGGAGGAGAGCAAGAAGGAAGAGCCAGGCUCAGGAAAACUUCCCAAGAAGAAGAAAGAGCCACUGUCGUCAUUGAUGGAUCUGAUGGAUGUCCCAGAACCUGGAGCCAGUGCUGAUCCCUGGGGUGAAGGAGCUGGAGCCGGUGCUGCUGCUGCUGCACCAGCAGACCCCUGGCAUUCUUAUGGUUCAUCCCCUAAACAAGCAGCCCCAGUGGACCCAUGGGGUCCUCCUCCUUCUGUUCCACCCAUGAAGAGCAGUGAUCCAUGGGCAGCAAACUCCACUCCUGCCUCUGACCCCUGGGGCUCUGCAGCCACCCGCCCUAAGACAUCCAACACAGGUAACUUUGACCUGUUCAAUGCAUCCAAUGGUACGUCUAAAGAGGACUUCUCAGAGUUUGACAGUCUGCGCUCCUCCUCCUCUGUCCCCACUGGUGAUGGGGGCAUAACAUCCUCUCUACCCUCCCAAGCCAGUCUGGCUAGCAGCAGCAGCCUGGACAUCUUCGAUCCCAUGCCCACGUCUUUAUCUAGUUCUAUUAUGACACACCCAACCAGAAAGACUCCAGAGUCCUUCCUGGGUCCCAAUGCAGCUCUGGUGAAUCUGGACUCUCUGGUGACCAAGCCAGCCCAGCCCGCGCCAGUCGUCAACCCGUUCUUGGCUUCAGCAGGUGGCGCUGCUCCUUCUGCAGCAGCCCACGCCAACCCCUUCCAAGUGACGCAGCCAGCUCCUCCUACCCUCAACCAGAUGCGGGUCAGCCCCAUGCCCUCAGGCUUCGCUGCCAUGGCCGAGCCCAUGGCCCUCUCUUCCCUGCCUGCUCAGCCAGUCACCAUGGUUCCCAUGCCGGGAAUGGCUCCCAUGGGCCGCGUGAUGCCUGGAAUGGGCAUCAGCGCCGUAGGGGGUGUGGGGAUGAGUGCGGGGGUUCCGGCCUCCAUGUCCAUUCCCCAGCCCUUGAUGAGCAUGCCCUCCCAGGCUGGGACGCAGCCUGCAGGAACCACCAACCCCUUUCUUUUGUGAGGGGGAGACAGGGGGAGCAACUUGACUAUGAGUUAACCCCCCCCACACACACCUCCACGUCUCUUCCCCUUUGGCUCCAUAAGAAGCUUCAAACUGAACAAGGAGAUGUCUUAUCUCGUAAAUCCCUUUUAUAACCGACUCCUACCCAGGUAGUAGUCCCAGUACAGGCCUCCUCCUAAAUUACCACACUUCUUCCUCCUCUCUGUCUUUAUCUCUGUGCUCAAAAGCUGCCUAGUCCUGUGUGUUCCAUGCUGAUCUGACAACAACGUUUGUGACCACAACGAGUUUGCAUCUGUCUACAGACUUACAGAGUAAAUGUGGUGUUUACAAGUCCCCACAAAGGCACGACAAGACCCUGUCUCUCACCCCUUUUUGUCUCUCAUUCACUCGCCUCCAGUCCCUCACUUCUUCCCUUAGGACUUCCUCCUCUGUGACGGGAGAGUAUGACUGUACUAAUGUCAGAAUCUUAUCGCUUCACUAAAGCUAAUCUUUUAUAAACCCUGUCAGUUGUCGGUAUGUAUAUGUGUGUGUGUGUGUGUGUGCGUGCACAUCUCAGUACUUUUACACUGUGUAAAUACCAGUGGGUUUUACUUGCACUGGAGUAAGGAUGAGAGAUGGUCAGAUGUGUUUAUAUGCUGUGUGUAUACUGCAUGUGCGUGUGUUACUAAGCAGGGAUUUUGCACAAUUUUUUGCUUAUCUUUUUCUUUCUGCGACUGUUGAACUCACCAUUACACCUUAGCUUAGGGAGGGAGGCUAAAACAAACAAAAAAAAAACCCCGGCUGAGACGACACACUGCAUCGGCUCUUGGUACCACUCGACUGUCACAACUCUCUUCCGGUCAUGUCCUGUCACCUUGGACCCCUCCUCAAUUUCCACAUAAACUUUGACCUUUAGGAGUCACAGGAUUAAUAAUGAACACUUGUGAAAAGAGAUGAACCCCCACUUUUUCUCCUCCGUGGGGGUUGAAACGUUGUGUAAAUGCAAUUUGUUUGUACGUGUGUGAUUAUGUGCAGCGUUAAUGCUCAGAUUCUAACAGCCACAUGGUGAUCUGUUAAUCACCACCCAGGGUUUGUUGAGAGAAAAGGACAUGAAUUGUGAUGGCAUCAGUAUUUUACUUUUUGAACAUGCGUGGGCAGUUAGACAGUUUUUUCCCCUGGGUUUUAGUUUGUUUCUAGGAUCAAAGGGACGAUGUGGAUAGUGUUGAGUGUGUGCGCGCAGUUUGCAUUAGGGGAUAAGCUUCCAAGUAUACUUUAAUGAACUGUUCUUUUUUUUUUAAUUUGUCACUCAGUAAAGUGGAAACUAACUUAGAUUUGGUGAUGGGAGAAUCUGAAGUGUAAAUCAAUACAAAGGGUGAUGUGAACAUCUGAGAGUCUGUGUGCGUGUGUGUACACUUGGUUGUAAAGGUGUCGUCAGCUGGUUGGCUUUAUGAAGACAGUUGAUGUCUGAGUGGAUUUACUCACUCACAUACUGACACACACACACACACACACACACACGCAUGGGGUCGCCCCAGAAUCCGUGCAGAGAAUCCUCCAGCACACACACAACAAACCAGCGAGACAUGUCUUGUAUACAAGCAUUUUAUUUUGUCGUUUACUUACUCAUUAGAUGUAAAUCCGUAGCCAAGCCUUUCUGAGUUUUGAAGCUGUGUACUUGCUAAGCCGCGUAUCCUCUUCAUUCUUUUUUUUUUUUUUUUGUUCACCCCAUGGGUAGGCUGUGUAAUUUCUCUUCUCUUAGAAGCACAACUGUUACCAAAGUCAUAGCGACUGUGACGAGGUCCGAGGACGUCGUUCUUUGAGUAGUUUGAACAGUAGGGUCACACUUCACUGACAUUUCUUUGUUCUGUUAGGGAGCUCAUGAUAUCCGAGGCUUCGUUGUUAAUUUUUUUUUUGAUAUUUUACAUUAUGUUCAGGAGCGUCUCUCUUUGGAAAAGUGUUAUUGUUUGCUGAAUAUAGGCAGAGUCAUUGACGGCAAAUGAAACAUCUGUCUCUGUUGGUUGGGGAAAGUGGGCUGAUGAAAUACAGCUUAAGGUGAUGAGCUGCAGCUGGUGUAUAGACCCUCCUUCCUUUUCAGAUCACUGUACUCGCCCCUCUGGAGUUCUGUUAAUAUCACUGCCAAUGUUUAUUGUGAAAGGGGUGCUUUUGUUCCACUUGGUGUGGGUUGGCGCCCCCUCCUGGUCUGCUGUGAUAUGAUGAGCAACCUCACAGGAGCCUUGAUAAUUCCAUUAAAGGCUGACCUUUAUUUCUCUCAGGCAAAAGGAGGGGCAGCUCCGACUGUGUGUGAGCUUGGAUGAUGACGGCUGUGAUGAUUUUUAUGCUCUGGGGGUGGGGGGGGUUGUUUCCUGAAUGAAUGGAUGUGACGGUUAACUUGCAGACCAGCAAACAUUUUUAAUCA
Solea senegalensis (Senegalese sole) is the source of this 4692-nucleotide messenger RNA. RefSeq names its product epsin 2 (gene epn2). Gene Ontology annotation, molecular function: phospholipid binding; clathrin binding. Gene Ontology annotation, biological process: endocytosis. Gene Ontology annotation, cellular component: endosome; clathrin vesicle coat; plasma membrane. The transcript is spliced from 10 exons. The coding region runs from base 543 to 2297 and encodes 584 amino acids. The record is from RefSeq and is a predicted model, not a curated record. Lineage: Eukaryota; Metazoa; Chordata; Actinopteri; Pleuronectiformes; Soleidae.